AGUAGGAAUAAUUAAUUCAAUUUGGGAUAAAAACAGUGAUGAUCAUCAUUAAAAACAUUGAUUCUGAUCAAACAGUUCCUCCUCCUACUAGGCAUCGGCUACGCUGUGCUCGAUGGGGCCUUCUAUCAUCUCUCCUCGUCCUGAUCUAUGGCUCACACGCCCCUCUUAUCGCCCUGACCAAAACCGAGGGCCACGUUCCCUUCAGCUCUUCGUCCUGUGUCCUUCUGAUCGAAUUCGGCAAGCUGCUGCUUUCUCUUGGUGCUCUGGUGGCAUCGGGAAACGUCCACGCCAUCUGGGUUUCUGUAUCCUGGAUCGCUGUGGUGCCGUAUGCUGUUCCUGCUUUUCUUUACGCUUUUAAUAACAACCUGGUGGUGUUCAUGCAGGCGUACAUGGACCCCAGUUCAUUCCAGGUCCUCAGCAACCUUAAGAUCGCCUCCACCGCUCUGCUCUAUACCACCUGCUUGAGAAAAAGGCUGAGGCCUGCACAGUGGAUCGCCCUGAUGUUUCUGAUGGGCACUGGUCUGUUGCACAGCUACAGCAGCCUGGAUCCAGAGAGGUCAGGUGAGUUGGAGGAGAACCUAAAACCCAGGCUUCAUAUCACCACAUGGGGUUUGCUGCUGAUGCUCGUGUAUUGCUUCAUCUCAGGUCUUGCUGCAGUCUACACUGAGAAAGUUCUGAAAAGUCAGCGUCUACCCCUGAGCCUGCAGAAUCUAUUUCUGUAUAUUUUUGGUGUGGGGAUCAAUCUGGUUUCACAUUUCUCCAGCAGUGGUGGAGAGAGAGGGUUUCUAGAAGGUUAUUCAGCACUGGUCUGGGUUAUCAUAGCAGGACAGGUGGCUAAUGGUCUUCUAAUGUCUGUGGUAAUGAAGCACGGGACUGGAAUCACUCGACUCUUUAUUAUCUCCUCAGCUAUGCUGGUAAAUGGAGUUUUGUCCUGGGGGCUGCUGGGACUGCAGCUCACACCAUUUUUUGUUCUGCCCGUGCUAAUGAUUGUAGUGGCUGUCUACCUGUAUUAUAGGUAGUAAAGCAGGAAAUAUUGUCAAUAUAGAAGAGACUUUUGGAUCACCAGAAUUACCAGAUUACCAGAGUGCUAUCUGUAAAAAAUAGGAAAACGUUUUAGCAAUGCUUAAUGAAAAUUUACUAGCAAUUAUUUAUAGCCUUGAGUCCUUACACCGUGUCUAAGACCUUAAUUCAUUUUUAGUCUGGUCUUUAUCCACCCAGCAGACUAGUGGGCAGUUUUGUCUGCUGCAGGCACUGCCAAUUGUGCCUGCUAGAGGUGCCCAGACGACCGGUAGCAGAGCUGAGAUUCAAACUUGGAGAGUUCUGAUUCCCAGUGCUGAUGUGCCAGUGUAAUAUCAGCACGUGACUCGCAGUGCUCAAGACUAGCCCACGUGCGAAUCCACCAAAUAAGAGCAAAUACACCCUUCUUGGAUGCGAUCAAGGUCCCCAGCAGAACUUAUCGGAGAACAUUAAUUUCUGUGUUCUUUACACCAUAGUUAACUAAAUGUACCAAGCAGAUGGCUUUAUUGACCGCUGGAUGACUAGAAGAAGAAGAACGCCUUUAUUUGUCAUUUAUACAUAUACAGGUGUACAGUACAACAAAAUUCUUUCUUCGCAUAUCCCAGCUUGUUUGGAAGCUGCGGUCAAAGCGCAGUGUUAGCCAUUGUACGGCGCCCCUGAAGCAGAGAGGGUUAAGGGCCUUGCUCAAGGGCCCAACAGUGGCUGCAUGGCAGAGCUGGGAUUCAAACUCUCAACCUUUCAACUAGACUACAAACUAGUCUUGCUUUUUUGUAAUGGUGGUGAAAAAAUGCAUUGCUGUCUGUGCACCUUAAUUGUGCAUGUACAUCCAAAUAUAGCAUACAAUUACUCAAAUCCUGCUCUUCAUAAGUGAGGGGAAAGGAUUCAAAAUUUGCCCUCCAGGGUAUGCCAGUGAAUGUGUUGUGCCAUGUGCACACCUGACCACUGAUGUUUACCUGAAAUAAACAGUAAGCAACAUGUGCUCAUCCUAGAAAAAUGUGCUUGUGUUCUCUUCUAAUUUCUCCUAAUAGGAGAGAGGAUUAUUUUACAUUUUUUACCCCACUGUUCCCACUUAUACCUGUACACACCGAGAUCUGUCAAACCAAUCACUACAGCUGACCUAGAAAUGACACAUUUGUUGUGCAUAGUGUGAUGCUGCACUUUAUUUCCAUCAGCUCUGAACAGAAUAGUUAUAAUAGCCUUUGAUAGUCAAUAUUAAAAACUAUGUAAUUGAAACCUUUUGUCCCAAACUCACUGCAAAUAGGGGGAAAUGCAGUUCAAGUUGUCUGAUACCAAAAGCUGAGAUAUUUUCUGCAGUUGGAAAAGAUCAUGGAAUAACAGUGUCUUUUUUUUCUUUUAAUGUUACUUUUUGUAUACAGUCUUUAGUUUGGGAACACCUGGUCAAACGCUGUGUUAAAAUAGGUAUAGGUAUAGAGUCCCUACAGUGAAGGUUCAGAUGAAGAACUAAUACCAUGAUGUUCAAAAUGCAUAAAGUGUGUGUGUGUGUGUGGCAUACUCAUUUCUUUGAGAUAACCAACAGAUGGUACUUGAACAUUCUUGUUUAAUGAGCAAUAGCAGUGCUAUACAAGGAGGAGGGAUAAAAUGUGGCCUUUGCCAUAGUAUUUGCACAUUAACAUUUUUUACCCAUCAAUCUUCACUAAUUCACUCAUAAUGACAAAUAGUAAAAAGUGUUUAUAGUCUAUAAAUCUACAGUAUAAAGAAUUUUUUUAAUUUUAAAAGUGACAUUUAAAGUAACGUUAAGUAAGUAAAGUUUUUACUUGGUUAUGGGUGACUGUGUAGAUUGUGGGGUUAAAAUAGCCAUUAAACAGAUUUGAAAUCAAACCCACACUACAGUAAAGUGUGCAAAAGGGGUGAAGAGAUAGAGAGAAAUGUUGCAAUUUGGCUUAAGGGGUUUCCAAACAUUUGCACAGAAACUCCUUGUCUAUUGAUAGUUUAAACAUUGUGACUGAAUAAAGUUUAACCACACUAUACUUAUUAUAUAUUUCAAUAUUUUGUUGUUAUUGUAUCAUUUAUUGUGUGUUGUCAUCUCAUAUGUCACCAAAGAACCAACAACUGAUAUAAAUCAUGUUGUUAAUGCUAAGUGCCAUCAGUCAUGUUACUGCUGUACUUUAUUUUUUCUUUUUUAAAGGUACAGAAUUGUGUGUAGUUCAGAGAAGUAUUUAAGAAAUCCUGAAAUAAAUAUUGUGAACGUG
Molecule: messenger RNA, 3227 nt
Organism: Trichomycterus rosablanca
Lineage: Eukaryota; Metazoa; Chordata; Actinopteri; Siluriformes; Trichomycteridae
Gene: slc35a4
Product: solute carrier family 35 member A4
Exons: 1
Coding region: 39-1019 (326 amino acids)
Biological process (GO): pyrimidine nucleotide-sugar transmembrane transport
Cellular component (GO): Golgi membrane
Molecular function (GO): pyrimidine nucleotide-sugar transmembrane transporter activity
Source: RefSeq, a predicted model, not a curated record